CAGACACUCCCUUUCCCUCCAGACCAGAGAAUGUCCAUACAUUGGCGGGUUUUGUUGAAUUAGGCUACCAAACUAGUCCAGAGACUUUAUUAAUUAGUGAGUGUGUGGACUCUUGUCGGUGGAGUAGACUAAUUUGAAUUGUUGGUUGAGGCACUGAACUGACUGGUGUCCCAAAAACGACAAGUAGGCCGAUUGCUGCAAAAGUGAUUGAGAUCAAAUGUUAUAAUAGAGACAUUGACCUGCAGUCAAAAGCAGGCCAUAAGCAUGUUUGAAGCAUGUAUAUGGGACACCAAAACAGAUUUGGGGCCCCUGGCCCCUAAUUGGUUUGAGGAAUUGACUGUGAAAGCAUCAAGAAAAGAUGAAACAGAUGUGGGAGAAUCCAUGGCAACUGGACCAUCAAGCCAUGACAUCGCCUUUAAACCUCCAGGGAUUAAAGCAGAAAUGUUUUUGGCUAGUCAGACAUCUACACCCAAGCUCCUCCACAAGCCACCACUAGAUUCUCCAGAAUUCUUGACGAAAGGAACACCUGCAUCUGCACAGGUCUUGUUAUUGAAGGAGUCUAGCCUGUGCCCAUUUGGAUCAGAAAAAGAGAGUGGGCCUUUCAAUCACCAAAGAAGUACUGAACUAAAAAUAGUCCAUGAACAAGUGGAAACGCCUAAAAGAUUUUCGUCUGAAGUUGCACAGCGAAUUUCAGAAAGCCUUGGUGCCCAGAUUAAUCCCGACCUGUCCUGGAGCAGUUCUUUUAACACCCCAUCAUCUCUGACACCAACCCUCAUUUUAUCUAAGAGACAAGAACCAAGCUCAGCUGUCAAGACUUCUGCAGAAAGGAUAGUUUUUGUGCGGCAGCUUUUUCCUCCCGUCUUCAAAGAUGAUAUCUUGGAAACAUCAGAAGCGGGCAGGCCAUUCAUUGAGGAGGCUAAAGAAAAGAAGAUUGACUGCUCUCCAGAGGAAGAUAAUUAUGUCAGCUGUGGGUGGAAACAGAGGGUUCCGGAUGCCAUAGAUGAUGGAGAACUGCGAACAACGGUGGAACGUGUUCUUGAUGGCACUGAAGAUGUCCUUUCCUUCCUCUUCACGAGCAGGAAGUCAUCCCUGCAAAGGGUGAGGACCAGAGAGCAGGUGGAGAGGAGGUUAACCUCUGCAUUACAAGAAGAUCCUCAGGCUCUAGACGCUACAGUGGCUCACAGAAAGCUGGCUGGAGGUACAAAGCCAGACUUGCCUUUCAGUGAUCUCGCCAAGCCAGGAGAGAUCAGCUAUCCCCUGAAGAAGAGAGACUAUGAAAUUACACAGUGGACUCCAUUAAGCUUGUCUGAGAUUUCAGGUUCAAAUAUAGAGCAGGUUCGCGCAGGUGAUUCAUCUACUGACCAGCAAACUCCACAGCAUAUGCAGCAUCAAAAGCAGGAUGAUGCCUCUCAGCAUAAUCUGCAGACAUCUUUAUUGCAGGUUAUAGAUGGGCAGGAAUCCCUGUCAGACAUGCAGCUGAAUGCACCUCAAGUUUCCACACUGGAUGCCUCAUGUGCACCUGUCUCAUGUGCACCUCCCUCAUGUAGGAAACCCAAGAAGUUUAUUUACCCUGCAGGAAACUCAAGUCAAGAUGUCAGGCAGCGGUUUAACAAACCUCUUCAUCAGUAUCAAACUGUGCCAACACAACAGCAAACACCAAAUACACACAGAAGCAGAAGCCAAGUUUGUAACUCUACAAUUUUUGAAAAAGAUGUUGACAUGUCGCAGCUGUGCAAGGCAUUUGCAGUAGAUUUUGGUCAAGAGGUCUGCCCAAGCACAUCAUUUGUGAAGCAUGAGGAAGUAGUGCAGGGCCAAAGCUCCCCAAAUCCUCCUCCAGUGAUGAACAUGGAUGCUGGAGCUCAGCCACUGUGUGAACGCCAGACUGACACAUUUGAUGAGCAAAAUGGCUCUUCCAUCACUGGACAGAAUGCCUUUCUGUCACAGCUUGAUAUAAGUAACAACCACAACAACAACACAACCUCCAGUGAUGGUCAUUCCACUACAGGAUAUGAAGCAUCCAGGUGUUUCACAGCGUCUCAAAGCCAAGCUUUUUCUGGUUUCAAAACGGCCAAUAGUAAGACUAUAUGUAUUUCACAGGAAGCUGUAAAUGUGGCAAAAGACUUACUGGAUGCAUUUGCUGGAACUGAUCUCACAGACUCUACUGCCCUACACAACAGAGACGGAUCAGACAACACUGAAGGCACUCAGGAUUGUAGAAAGAGUAACCAUGUGCUCUGCCCAGGGCAGAAGAACACUAGACUCCCACCCGACAGAAGAAUAGCAACUCAGAAGAGCAGUACUCCUCAUUACCCUUUGGAUGUGUGUGGUUUCAAAACUGCCACAGAUAGAAGAAUAAAUGUUUCUUCAUCGAGUCUCUGGAAAGCCAAGAAAAUGUUCAAGGAAUUAGAAGAUGAAUCCUCAAUAGAUAAUAACCUCAUUGGAGUCCAGUUAAAAGAGGUUAGUGGAAAACCACAGGUCCUUGAGUCAGACUUUGAUGUGAAGAGCAUAUCACCUCUGCUGGUACUUCCUCUCAGUUCAGCUGAUGCUUGCUCAGCCUUAACGGCAUCACAAAAAGCAGACGUGUCUGAGCUCUGCAGCCUGCUAGAGGAUGCAAACAGCCAGUGUGAGUUCACACAAGUCAAACCAGCCAAGGUGAACUCUAGCAAACCCCAGGAAUCUGCUCAGCAGGCAGGGGAGAGAGAGUGGGACCCAGAUAUUCUGACAGGCAUCAACUUUGAUGAUAGUUUUAGCAAUGACAUAGAACAUCAUAAGUCAGUGCAAAGAGAUGGUGUUAAAUUAAAUAAUGUUUUACAUAUCAAUGUUGAAAAUAUGUCAGUAGGUAAAAUAUCACAGUCAGACUUUAAGACUGAUUUAAACACUUCAGUGGAAAAUGUAGUAAAUGUGCAGGGCAAUGAUUUAGGUAGAAGUCAGAACAGCUGUGCUGGAAUGAUAAACAAUCAAAAAUCCAUGGUCAGGAAUCCAGAGUUCAUAGACACCUCUGGGAGAAGUAAGUCAUUGGACAACUGUAGUUUUGAUAGUGAUUCUUGCAUUAAGGAAGAACCCAAAGCUGCCCUCAGUAGAACUAGUAUGUCUGGGGAUGAAAGUAUUUUUGGUAAAACUAUAUUGAAGAUGAACUUCAGUGUAGCACUCAAUUCAGCCAUUUCUUGCUCAGGGGAAAACCUCUGUGGAUUCAGAACCGCGGGAGGCAGGAAGGUGCUUGUGUCUGAAACUGCACUCCUUCAGGCGAAGGCAUUUUUGAGUCACUGUAUUGAUUCUGACCACAAAGAAUUUGAGGAGGAACUUGGUGAUGUAAAUGCCACAAUACAUAAACAUGGAAAAAUGUUAAGUGGUGCUCCGACAGGACAAGAAGAGUCUACAGUGUGUGGCAUUGGUGCCCCUCACAGUCUGAAAACAACCAUUACAGGGAUUACACUCAAAGCUGGUAUUGGUGGACAGUCAUGUGGACUCAGCACAGAAGGCAACAAGAUGGAUUGUGUAUCUGUAGAGGCAUUACCAAACGUCAGGAAUCAUCUGGAUAAGGUACAUCAGUCAUAUGAGUGUGAAUCUAAUCAACAGAAUGCAAAUUCAGUAACUCAAGUUGUUGAUAUAAAGUCUAGGAAAGGAUACAGGACAGUAAGUCAGAAAGUUGCAUGUGUUUCUACAAAAGCCCACCAGGAUGCAUCAACUUUAACAGACCGUGUUGGAUGUGCAGUGAAUUCAACCUACAUAGAAACAAUGCAAGGCACUCAAUUGGAGUCCAAUUUGAUGGGUUGUAAUCCAGUCAAAAGAGACUCUGGUUUCAGAACUGCAAGGGGGAAAUCUGUGCUUGUGUCUGAAAAAGCGUUGUUAAAAGCAAGGAGUAUUUUGAGUGAGACUGCAGAAAAUAGCCAUUGUGACGCUGUUAAACAUGUAAAUGAUUUUACAAACUCUUCAAUGAAAACGCUGCCAGUUACCAAAAAUCCUGAAGUCUUAAUUUCUGGAAAACCUAUUGGGGAGGAUGUGGAUUUGUUGAUGGAUAGUGAUGUGCCAGAAAAAAGGGAACACGAAACAGACACAGGUCACAGUGAUUCCGGAAAAAGCUUUGGAUUUAGUACAGCAAAUGGGAAACUUAUAUCUGUGUCUAGUACUGCACUUCAGAAAGCACAAAAACUUUUAAAUGAAUGUGUACAGCCACAAGGCUUAGAACAGGUUAAUGGUUCUACAGUAGAACCUCCACCAGUGCAAAGAAACAGUGAGCAAGAUUGUUUGGGUUUCAGCACAGCAAGUGGUAAAGGAAUAUAUGUUUCAGCAGAGUCCGUUCAAGCUGUGAAAGCGCUAUUAACUGAUUGCGAUUCAUUAUCAAAAAUAAACUGUAUCAAAAUUAAACAUGCUCCCAAAAAUGGACUGGAUAAAGAUGCUGGCAGUCUCCUUGGUAAUACCUCUGAGGACAUGAUAACUGGAUCUGUUCUAGUAACAAGUGGGGACAUUAGUAUAAGUGAACAUUCAAUCCAUAAUCCAGGAGUCACCCAUUGUGGGUUCAGCACUGCAAGUGGCAAACUUGUGUCCGUAUCCAGUAUUGCUGUCGAACAUGCCAGGCACCUGUUUGAUGAAAGCCUAAGACCAGAAGAUUCGAAGCCCUUAAUAGGUGUUGCAUUGCAGCAUGAUGAACAAAAGGAUCUGCAGGACAGAGGUGUGAAUAUUUACAAAGCAAGUGGUAAAUCUGUGUCCAUGUCUGCCACGACACUUAAAUCUGUUCAUGCUAUAUUUGAUGAUUGUGGUCAUGUUCCUGCUGUCAGUUGUGGAAAAAACACAAAGAAUUCCUAUCAUACUGAUUCCGAGGCAAACAAUAUUUUGAGUAGUCCUAACAUCACACCAGAGACCCAAAAUGAAGGCACAAAAUGUGGAGAACAUUCAACCAUAUCUUUUGGAUUUAGCACAGCAAGUGGUAAAGAUGUUGCUGUAUCAAAGAAAGCUUUGAAGGAGGCAUAUAAGCAGUUGGAGAAAUGUGGUGGAGAAACGCUACCUAAAAAGAAUUUUGACAUUGCACCAGAAAAACACCUGAAGCCUGCAGUACCCCCAGACUCUGAGAGGAACCAGUGCAACAUUUCCUAUUUGUCAAGACCACCUAAAAGGCACUCCUCUGGGUUGAGCUUUCAGUCUGAUGGUCUGAGUAAUUGCACCACUACCCAGCAAAGAUACUUUGAACAGGAAGCUGACGCUUGCACCAAGGCCUUACUGGAGGAUGAAUAUCUUCAUGAUACUCUCCAUGGGACAUCAGGUGCAAGUCCAGUAAAUCCACAUGUGGAAAAAAGAUGGAGUGGAAAACGGGAUUGGGAAUAUGAUGAUUCCAAAGAUCAGCCACCUCUGAAAAGACGUCUUCUAACAGAGUUUAACAAGUCAAAGAGACCCCUUGUGCCUUUGAAAAGCUUCCCAAAUGGUGUUUUGAAUGAUCGGACAGUAACAUGCAACGUGUCACUAAAGCCAAAUAUUACUCAACCACAUAGGACUACUAUGACACCAAAGAGGAUAAAUGAAGAGCCAGAGUUGACUACUCCUGUGUCCUAUGCCAAACAGCAGGAAAAGUUGCCAGUGUUUGUGCCCCCUUUUAUUAAACAAACAAAUCCUGAACAUCAGAAAGGGGAGAAGUCUCUGGCCCAUAGAGCACCGAGGGGUUUUGUGCCACCGUUCAAAACGAAAGUAAAUGACUGCAAACGUCCCUUUGACUCUGUUGCUGGAUCUGAAGACCAUACUGAGAUGCAUGAAAAAUGCAAUGGUUUUGUUCCUGUGAUGAAAAAGAUUUGCCCUCAUGCUGAGGCUUGCAUUCAGGACUGCUCUGCCCUUUCAGACUUAAGUCACAGCAGGAUUCUUCCUUGCAGAGAUGGGGAUGAUCUCAAUCACAAGGUUGAGCAUGGCCUUAAUCAUGAGGCACCAAACACAGAUGUACACACAGAAGGUUAUAAAUCACCUAGCCCCUCAGAGGAAGCCUUACAUUGUAUACAACUUGCUAGAGAGAUGCAGGACAUGAGGAUCAGAAAGAAACGGCAGACAAUCAGACCUCUUCCAGGAAGCCUCUUCCUUGCAAAGACAUCUGGCGUAGCCAGAGUCUCACUCCGAGCCGCUGUGGGAUACAAGUGUCCAAGACAGCACUCAGAGGAAAGGUUGUAUAUGUAUGGAGUGCCCUCUGAGGUGUGCCAUGUCAGUAGUGGUAGUGCAAAGUCUUUCAAGUUUCCAUGGAAGCACUUCUUCAAGUGGGAGGCACUCAGUCAAGCUGGUGGAGUUCAGCUGGCUGAUGGAGGCUGGCUCAUCCCAGACCACAGAGGAAUGCUGGGAAAAGAGCAAUUUUACAGAGCACUGUGUGAUACUCCUGGUGUGGACCCGCAGCUGAUCAGCGAGGAAUGGGUGUAUAACCACUACCGCUGGAUAGUGUGGAAGAGGGCUUCCAUGGAGAGGGCCUUUCCCCAGGAGCUGGGAGGCAUUUGCCUUACCCCAGAGCAGGUGCUACUGCAACUAAAGUACAGGUAUGAUGUGGAGGUGGACAGGAGCCAGAGAUCAGCCCUGAGGAAGAUCAUGGAGAGAGAUGACUCCCCAGCCAAGACAUUGGUCCUGUGUGUGUGUGAUGUGGAGACCUCUGGAACAACCGGCAAAACUGAAGGACCAAUAUCCACCAUCUGGCUAACUGAUGGCUGGUACAUGAUCAGGGCUGCACUCGACCCUCCCCUUACUACUUUGCUGCAGAGAGGGUGCUUGAGUGUGGGAGACAAGCUGGUGACUCAUGGAGCUGAGCUGGUGGGCUCUCAGGAUGCCUGCCCUCCUCUGGAGGCUCCUAAAUCUUUGAUGUUGAAGAUUUCAGCUAACAGCACCAGACCAGCACGGUGGGAUACCAGGCUGGGAUACCACUGUGACCCACGCCCUUUCCAGCUCCAGCUAGACACCUUGUUCAGUGAUGGAGGUGUGGUGGGCUGUGUGAAUUUACUGGUGCUCAGGAGCUACCCCAUGCAGUGGAUGGAGAAAACAGCUGGAGGGGUGUUCAUCUUCCGCAGUGAGCGUGCUGAGGAAAGGGAAGCCAGGAGUCACGAGGAACAGAAGCAGAAAGCCAUGGAGUCACUCUUCAGCCGCAUUCAGACUCAGCUGGAGAAGGAGGAGGAGCAAAAAAGGAAAAAUAGGAGGGUACAGAAACAGACACUUAGUCGUCGAGAGAUGGAAACUUUACAAGAUGGGGAGGAACUUCAUGAGGCCAUGGAGUCUGACCCAACGUACCUACAGGCUGACCUACGUGAGGAGCAGUUGGCCAGUCUUUGCAGCUUCAGACGCUCAUUGGAGGAGAGGAGGCAGGCGCAGCUGCAGGACCGUUUCCGACGGGCUUUGCAGGAGGCAGAGCAGGGGAGUGCCAGUUGCGCCAGUAGGGAUGUCACCCCAGUGUGGAAACUUGCAGUCUGCGACGCCAACCGCCAGCAGAGCAGCAGCAGUAAAGGCUCAAUUUUCCUGCUUAACAUCUGGCGCCCUUCAAUGGAGUUGGUCUCACUGUUGAAGGAGGGGGGUAGAUACCGAGCCUAUCACUUGUCCACAUCAGAGGACAAGAGGAAGGCCAGCACCGCUGCUAUCUCACUCACUGCCACCAAGAAAACACAUUUUGAGCAUAUGAAGGUUGUGCCGGAGCUGUUACAAGAAGUAUUUGAGCCACGUCAGUGCCCAAGCUUCAACUCUCUUCAGAGACAUUUAUUCCACUCUACCUAUGGGGAGGUGGAUGUUGUAGGAUAUGUCAUCUACAUCAGUGUCAAAAAUGGUCUCUCUCCAGUGUUGUACCUAGUUGAUGAGAGGGUGGACUUUGUGUCUGUCCGCUGCUCCAAUACUCUGAGGCAGCUGGCUGUGGAGGAGCUUGUGAAGCCCCAGACCCUUUUAAUUGUGAGCAACGCCCUCAUCCAUCAGGCCUCAGCACCCAUUCCAGCCUUGUAUGCAGGAGACUUUACAGCGUUCAGAACAAGCUCUUCAGAGCCUCAUACCCAGGAGCGAACGAGACAGCUAAAAAGUCUAGUGCAGAACCUAGACCAAUUUUUUAAGAGUGCAGAGGAGAAACUGUCUAACUUAAUCCCCAUGCAAAGCUUAUUGACCCAGUCAUGUUCAAGUUUGACAUCUGAUCCAUGUCAGAAUGCAUGGAAUAAGCAGCCACAACUGCCCAUUACCCCUGUGGGCAAGGGGACUCUGGCAACCGGGACCUCAGAGGGAAACCACCCAAAAAGCCUGAAAAGACGAAGGGGUUUUGAGUACCUAUCACGUAUCCCCUCUCCCCCUUCUCUUAGCCCCCUGGUUGCUGCAAUAUCCCCUCAUGUGAAGAAAACGUUCAAUCCUCCUCGGAGGUCUGAUAUACUGUGUACUAAGAGCAACACCUCUAUUCUAUCACCACAAGUGCCUAACUUUCCUCGAUCAGAAGACGAAUGGGUGAAGGAUGAGGAGUUAGCCUUGAUAAACACUCAGAAUUUGCUGGAUUGAUUGGUUAAAUAAACCAAACAGAAUUUCCAUUUGAAUGCAUGACUUGACGCAAGGACAGUAGCAUUGGACAGGCCUAAUGUAACUUCUGUAAAUAAACCCUAAUUGAAUAGA
This is a messenger RNA of Alosa alosa (allis shad), 8577 nucleotides long. It is a transcript of the gene brca2, whose product is annotated as BRCA2 DNA repair associated. Gene Ontology annotation, cellular component: nucleus. Gene Ontology annotation, biological process: double-strand break repair via homologous recombination; regulation of DNA-templated transcription. The coding region runs from base 265 to 8466 and encodes 2733 amino acids. The transcript is spliced from 26 exons. The record is from RefSeq and is a predicted model, not a curated record. Lineage: Eukaryota; Metazoa; Chordata; Actinopteri; Clupeiformes; Clupeidae.